GACACAGCGAUACCAAGACAUACUGUACAUUCCAUCUGAUCAAAUCGAGCAGAAUAAGCGAUGGAGGACCCAUCACCGCAAGUUCAACCACGUGUGGAGGAGAGCACCUUCGCAUUCGACCACAACGAACCCAGCUCGCCAUUCGUGUCGGAAGCCAACAGCAGGCUGAUAAGCAAAACAUGGGAUGCCCCAAUCACUAAGACGGAAGAGGAGCAGCAUACUAUGGAUAUCUUUGCGACACCAACGAAGCACGGACUCGACGACAUGGCGGAGGACAUGGAGAACGUGCCAGAAACUGGGAAUACAAUCACAAAGCUCAGACCAGCGACACCACCUGAAAGCAAAGCCUUGCCAGACUCGCCAGUCAAUGAGGCGCGACGAGGAAGCACCGAUUCCGACCUCAUGCCUCCUCCACAGUCGACGCGCAAAUCGCAGACACCGAAACGAUCGCCGCUGAAGCCAUCUCGAAACGCGACCGGCAAUGCCCAAACACCGCGCGCGACGACGAGUCCACGGAAGAACUCGUUCGGGUCAGAACUGACGCAGUCCACGCCCCGGGGCUCCAACAAUAACCCCGAUACACGAACAACACAUCAGUACGCAGAAGAGAGCUCCGGAUUCGAUGACACCUGCUUCAGCGCCUUCUCUGAGGUACCAGAUAUGACCACAUGGGCGAAAAUAGGUCAAAGUCCAACCAAGCGCGGCGAGGCAUUGCGAACGCCCGGCAGACAGACUGAUGCCACUCCGCGAACCUCUCGCAAGCGGUCAUCUCCUUCCCGAUCUCCCUCGCCGACUCCACGAAGGUCGAGAGUAGGGUCGAAGAGCGGACACGGCCAUUCGUCAAGUCAGGAUGGUACUACCUUCCUCAUUGACUUCACACAGCAAAUGGACAACAUGGCAAGCUACAGCCGUCAUGCUUCGCCAGCCAAAUCGAGUACUCAGCCAGAUCUCCUCAAGUUCAUGAACAGUCAACGCUCGCCGCACAAGACAACGCGCCAAAGUUAUGCCACACCUGCAAAGCAAAGUAGCAUCAUGAACCUCCUCGACUUCGAGCUCCCACCUGCACCUACGCCCCGGUCCGUGCCCACGAUUACUGUUCGAGAGCUCGAGUCGCUCAAAUCGUCCUACCUUUCGCAGAUAUCAUCUUUGAAAGCGACGCUGAGCGGUCGCGAAGCUGAAGUGGAAAGCCUCAAGCGCGCAGUUGGCGAUGCGGAGCGUCGAGUUGGCGAGGCGCAAGAGAGGCUGCGAGAAGAGAAGAAUAGACGCGAAGAUGCGGAAGAGCAAAAGGCUGGGUGGGAGAAGCGAGGGCAGGAAGUCGAGCACUUGCUCAAGGAUGUUAAGGAGGAAGUCAUGAAGUCGGAAGCAGAGAAAGAGGAAUUGGCGCGCAAGGUGGAGGAGUACGAGCGCAGAAUUGAGGACUCGGAAGCAAGAGCAGUCAAGGCUGAGGAGCGGUAUGCGGACGCCUUGGCAGCAAGGGCAGCAGCAGGAGAGGGCGGCGAAAUUGAUCCUUCUGCUGUCGAGGAGCGCGUGCAACGGCUCGUUUCCGCACAAAUCGACAGCAAGAUUGAGGCCGUUUCGCGUGAGCUGCAUGCUGUCUACAAAGAGAAGCACGAACGCAAGGUUGCCACGCUGAAGAAGAGCUACGAGGCUCGUGGUGAAAAGAAGUGCGCUGAGCUGCAAGCCCGUCUCCAUCAACUUGAGAAGCAGAACGAAGGUCUCUUGGCAGCAAAGGAUGCGACAUUUUCUGGGCCAGUCGCAGGCGAUAUGACAUUCUCUGGCGAGGCCGAAGCAGAACUCAAAGCUCAGAUUGAGGAGCAACGUGCACAGUUCGCUCGUCUGGAGGCAGAGAUGUUGACUUCACGGCAACACCAGGAGCAGCUUGAACGCGAGCUUGCACAGGAACGAAUCGAAAAGGGUGAUCUUGUCGCUGCUGUUGACGAGAUGCUUCUCUUGCAGUCUGAACAGGGCCCGGCACAAGGUGCCAUGUCUGUCGUUGAGGACUUCAGAAAAAGCAUUAGUCGACCCGCUUCUGCAAUGUCCAGCGGACUUCGAGCUCCAGGAAGCAAGAUAGGAGGCGUCGGGCGACCAGCGAGCGGCAUCGCAAAAGGUGGCAUGAUGUCGAGGAUUGAGAAGAUGGGUAGCAGCAGGACUGGUGGCGGACAUGAUUAGCUUGGGCGAACGACUUCGUCUUGAGCGUUCUUCUGUCAUGGUCUUUAGAAGCCACUGCUGUGCAGUGCAGGCGUUUUCUGGUGGGCUGGGAUGCGACGAAGAUAUGAAUAGCGAAAGUUGAUUGUAUCAUAAGCUUCAUCAUACAGUAGCACCGUGUCGUUUGCGCGGGUGCAGUCUAUACUUGCAUACCAGGGCGGAUCCAAGAUGCCUCGUUCUCCCAGAGCACCUCUUGCCUGUCGUUACAACUUGGGAAUC
Messenger RNA from Cercospora beticola, 2424 nucleotides. RefSeq lists its product as uncharacterized. NCBI's taxonomy places the organism in Eukaryota, Fungi, Ascomycota, Dothideomycetes, Mycosphaerellales, Mycosphaerellaceae. The record is from RefSeq and is a predicted model, not a curated record.